CGGCAUAUUCCGAACCUAGGGUCCAACUCAGAUUCACGCUCAAUUCACAUUCUCUCCCACAAUCUCAGGAACUGUACAGUUCAGAUGUGACUCAAGCCCACCACUCUACUAUUCUUGGAAUCUAAAAGAAUCCUGGUCGCGGACCUGUUUUUACCCCAGAGUCGAACCUUUUCAACCCUCGACCCCUCAACGGACAUUUGCAGAUGACCGCGAACCUGGUUGCAAGCUGCCGAACAUAAUCGAUUUCCACUCCUCAGGACCUUCUCAAGUCUUCCUAUUAACGAUCAUGAUGUCGCAGGCCGAGAUCUUCGCUGAAGCGAUCGUUGGCAUGAAAAAGGCCCUCAAAAGGAAAGCCUACGACUCAGAUUCCGACAGUUCGAUUGAGCAACUCACGAAUCGAGGCAACAAGCUGCGGAAGAAAGCAAGAUUUGUACAUGAAGGCCAAUUGGCGCCCCCAUCAGGUCCUAAUGUCUAUAAGAGAACUAUCGACCAUGCGGGCUAUCAGCGAGAUAUUAUAAGUCACAAUCCUGUUCUGGUGGACGAAGAUGGUUCGGAAAUAGCAAGCGACGACGAGGGAGAAGUUGCACAAGCUGCGAGGGCCACCGCCGCGGAAUUUGACCCUUACGCAGAUGUGCGGAUUGAGCAACUUCUCGCGCCCCUCACUGCAGCUUCCGAUUUACCAGAUCAUCCAACGUUGUCGAAACCUUUUACCUCGAAAACACUCACAGAGCUCACGAAACAUGCUGGCGACAUGGUGCAGAAGGAGAAGGCUUCACUUUGGAGGAUCAAGCAUCUUCUCACAAGAUUGAGCGGCGACAACACGUGGAUACCCUGCGAGAGCGUAGAGACAGAGAAUGACUUCUCUCUGUUCUUAGAUGAGCGGUAUCAAGGCCACGGUCUACUCAAGAGGGGCACUGUAAGGGACGAAGCCGAUCAGGGGUCCACAGGAACAAUGGCUUCAGACGAUGUGGAUCCUACAGCCAGAUUGUUGACCAUGCAGGCUCAUGCCAACGAAUCAGCUGAAGAAGGCUCCGGGAACGGCAAGCAGGUCGUGAAUGAGGAUGUUCAAAUGACCUCCGUCAUAGAAAACGCAGCUCCUGAACAAGGAGCUCCCUUACCAAACGGAGAGCCAAGUCUUGAGGGUCCUUUAACUUCUUCGAAGAUGGAUCAGUUGGUGGAAUUACAAGGAAACGAAGACGCGGAUGGAUUAUCUGCUCAACUUCCCGGUGGACCAUUGCCUAAGACCUCAGAUGAAGCUGUCGAUGGAAAUGCAGACAAUGUGGAUGCAGACAUGAUGGACACCGAGGAGGGCGUACCAGUUCCUACACGAAUGCGGACACGAGCGCAGGCCCAGGCAGCUUCAGAUAAUACAGCUAGGACAAGGUCGAUAACGCCCGAAGCCGGCAACGAGGAUUUCAUACACCCUUACUUUCUAGCACCGCCUUCGUCUCAUCCAGACCGUAAUCUUGGUUUACCCCAACAUGAAGCAGACGAAACUCGACGACUACUACAACUCUACAUACAGAAGCAAGAAGAGGUCUGUCGUGGUGCGGAAAAGGUAUACAGUGGCUUGUUAAGAGCAGAUCGAUAUCGAAAACUCGUUAUGAAAUGGGCGAAAGCUGAAGUUCACGUCAGGGACAUGUCAGACGGAGAAGAUUGGUACGAAAAGGAGGAAUGGGGUCUUGAUGAAGAUCUCAAAAAGGGACAGGAUGAAGAGGAAGAAGACGCUGCAACUACUGCCAAGAAGACAAGAACGAGGCGGCAAUAGUUGCAAUUCAUUAUCAAGGCUUUAUCUUUAAGCAGGGCAUGGCGUGGAUAGUUUUACUGGCGUACCGAUAUCCAAGGGCAAAGGGCAUUUUAGGACGUUGAUUUUUUAUGGAUUAGCAACACAUAUACAGAGUCUAGCGUAGACAACAAACAUUUACAC
This is a messenger RNA of Mollisia scopiformis, 1927 nucleotides long. RefSeq lists its product as uncharacterized. The coding region runs from base 287 to 1768 and encodes 493 amino acids. Lineage: Eukaryota; Fungi; Ascomycota; Leotiomycetes; Helotiales; Mollisiaceae. The record is from RefSeq and is a predicted model, not a curated record. Gene Ontology annotation, cellular component: Rpd3L complex; cytosol. Gene Ontology annotation, biological process: negative regulation of silent mating-type cassette heterochromatin formation; negative regulation of rDNA heterochromatin formation. The transcript is spliced from 3 exons.